CACAGGUUUGUUUGUUGGUUUCUCACCUGGCUUUGCGGUGGGCUUUGUGCCAGGCACUAAGGACUCAGUAUUGGCAAGACAGAGCUACAGCCUUCACAGUCUGGCUGCCCCCACCCUGAAAACUGACUGAAUUCCCAUCCUUACUGCUUCCUUCCAGCCAGUUCUCAGCAGAGGGACUGGCAUGAGCAAAUGUCCACAGGUGGGGAAGGCCAGGACAGGUGGGGUGCUGCUGGACAGGGGAAAGUGGGGCUGGGGGCCCAGGCGUAAAUUUAGUGAGUCAAGCCCCGGCGGGGGAAGCUAAGAGCUGGGGAGGCCUAUGGGUCCAGCAGGGCUUAUGGCCAUAUCUGGCGGGAAACGGGAGCUAGAGGGGCACUGGGAGACAGUGAAUGGCCCCAACUUUAAAUAAACCCAAUAAGCAGAAACCAGAUUUGCCUUGGUGUAACAAACCUGGGCUCCUGCACUGCCCCAAAUCCCUAGGGGCUGCAGAGCCACCCCCACCCCCACCCCCAGGGCCCACUCUCAACGUGGGGGGUGGAGGAUGGGUGGAACCCGGAAGCUGAAGGUGGUACAGAUAAUCUGUUGUUCCGGGACAGACCCCACCCGCCCACCCAACAGGGUAGAUGUGAAGCUACCAGCCUCUGGUAGGAGCCAGUAACCAUUUCCCACUGGCUUAGGGACAGGCUCCACAACUCAGGAUCUGAGGCCCUGGCGAACCCCCUCGUGGUCUCUUGGGUCUGCAACGGAGUUGAGUACUACCAGGCAGCCAGGUUUCCAGGAGGAGUCCAGCCAGAAGGCUCAGGAUCUCUGGAGGGUAGCCUGGAGAGCCCAGGGUUUGGGUCUUCCUAUAGGACGUGGGCAAUCUCCAGAGCCUGGGAACUUUAGGCUUAAUUGAAUGAUUUCCCCCAGCAGUACUCCUGUCCUGUGUGAACCAAUACACAGACGCUAGACCCCCUCAGCUGAGGCAGGCAUGCCUGACAGAUGCCCUUAGGCAGGUCUCAGACACCGGCAGGAACAGCUCAGGAGAAGGACAGGAAGUGAGUCCCUCCUCCGUGCCCCUGGGAGCCCCCGCGUUGGGACUUAUUUUCCCCAUCUGAUGACAGGCCUGCAAAAUGUUCUCUGGAAGAGCCUGGCCGGCUCUGCAUGUCAGGCACACGUGUACACAUAGGCACAGGCACGUGAACGUGUGCACACAUACAGGCAUACAUGUACAUAAGUGCACACGCACACGCACAGGCGGAAACCACGGGCUCGUGCACGAUAGCUCACGCACCGCUCAUGUGUGCGCAUUUUUACAUCCCUACAAAAUACCUAAGUGCACGGUAUUCCACAUCGGCACAUGUGCACAUGAGGGAAAAGGAACAAACGUGUGUCAACACAUGUGCCUGGUGUGCAUGGGGACAUGCGCUCCCAAAGCACAGACACACUGGCACAUGUGCACGUACGAGUGUACCCACGGACAAACAUGUCAUGUCAUUGCUUUGGUUGAUGCCAGCAAAGGAUAGACACACACACACCCAGGCACACAUAGCAGACAUGCUCGCCCCCCCCCCAAGUCUGUUGGAGUCGUGGAGGUAUGUAGAGGCCCUGCCCAGGUCAGAUCUGGCCCCUCGGUACGGGGCAAAUGCAAUGUCCUCCCUUCCUUCUUGACUGUCUGCAGAGCAUGGAACCCUGGUCCAGAGUCACCCAGCCCUUCUCAACCACUUACUUCUGUGUGACCCUCUGAGACUUUCCUUCCUUAUCAGUAAAACGGGGCUGGUGACGUGGGUACCCAUCCACCAGGGCCUGUGCGAGCUUACAAAAUAAGAAGCAGGGCUGAUGCCCCCACCCUAGGGGCUCAGGGUCCUAUUCUCCCCCUUCUAAGCCUGGACCAACGGAACAUGUCUCCCUGCUCCGGCUCAGGGCCUGGACUGUCUCCACGGUCUCUCCUAGAGGGUUGGGGCUCAUAGAGAGGGGUGCGGAGUCAGCAGUUGAGGGAUUGGGGCCACGCCAGCCUGAUUAGAAGGGCUGGGGGCUGAGCUGGAUUCACCUGUCCUUGUCUCUCAUUGGCUCUUGGGAACCCCUGGCCCCCAAAUCCCACUAAGCAGCCCCACCGGACCUGCACAGGUCUGUGGAAAGCAAGUUGAUUGCCAGUGCCCGGGGUCAGAAGGGUGCUGGGAGACCUGAGGCCGGCCCGAGCCCGGCUCUGGGGAUCCCCUCCAUCUAGAAGAACUAACUAACCACCCUGUUCACCUGCUACUGGGAACAUGGGGGCUGGGGCCAGCGCUGAGGAGAAGCACUCAAGGGAGCUGGAAAAGAAGCUAAAAGAAGAUGCUGAAAAGGAUGCUCGAACCGUGAAACUGCUGCUUCUGGGCGCCGGUGAGUCCGGGAAGAGCACCAUUGUCAAGCAGAUGAAGAUCAUCCACCAGGAUGGGUACUCUUUGGAAGAGUGCCUCGAGUUCAUUGCCAUCAUCUACGGCAACACGCUGCAGUCCAUCCUCGCCAUUGUGCGCGCCAUGACCACGCUCAACAUCCAAUAUGGAGACUCUGCCCGCCAGGACGACGCCCGGAAGCUGAUGCACAUGGCGGACACCAUCGAAGAGGGCACGAUGCCCAAGGAGAUGUCGGACAUCAUCCAGCGGCUGUGGAAGGACUCGGGUAUCCAGGCCUGUUUCGAACGCGCGUCUGAGUACCAGCUCAACGACUCCGCGGGCUACUACCUCUCGGACCUGGAGCGCCUGGUCACCCCGGGCUACGUGCCCACGGAGCAGGACGUGCUGCGCUCUCGGGUCAAGACCACAGGCAUCAUUGAGACGCAGUUCUCCUUCAAGGACCUCCACUUCCGGAUGUUCGAUGUGGGCGGGCAGCGCUCGGAGCGCAAGAAGUGGAUCCAUUGCUUCGAGGGUGUGACCUGCAUCAUCUUCAUCGCGGCGCUGAGCGCCUAUGACAUGGUGCUGGUGGAGGACGACGAAGUGAACCGCAUGCACGAGAGCCUGCACCUGUUCAACAGCAUCUGCAACCACCGCUACUUCGCCACCACGUCCAUUGUGCUCUUCCUCAACAAGAAGGACGUUUUCUCCGAAAAGAUCAAAAAGGCGCAUCUCAGCAUCUGCUUCCCUGAUUACGACGGGCCCAACACGUACGAGGACGCGGGCAACUACAUCAAGGUGCAAUUCCUCGAGCUCAACAUGCGACGCGACGUGAAGGAGAUCUAUUCCCAUAUGACUUGCGCUACCGACACCCAGAACGUCAAAUUUGUCUUCGACGCCGUCACAGACAUCAUCAUCAAGGAGAACCUCAAAGACUGCGGCCUCUUUUGAGGUGCUUGAACUCAUGUGUGUCCCCUGACACCCUGUAGCCCUAGCCCACAGGAGCCUAUCAGCCCCCAAGAACUCCUGGGCCCCAGCCUGUGGCCCCACCAGCCAUACACCCAAAACCCUGAGCCCCACUAGCCUUGAGGCGCCAACCUUCCCUGUGUCUCCGAGUCCAGUGCGCCCAACCCCACUGCUGCCCUUCACGGCCUGGCAGCACUGGCCUCCAGGACCCACCCCAGCCAGCCUCAGCUAGGAACAGGCAGGACUUGGGACAGCUAGAGCUCACGGUGACUCAGCAGUGCCCAACUGACCAAUCUCCUUCAGGUCUCUCUCUCCAGGGGGCCCAUGACUCACCUGGUGGGUCUGGGCUCAGCAAACAGCCCUCCCUCCCAGUUUCAUGAAGAGCAGGGGGGCAGGCAGAGAUCCCUCCUCCAAGUGGGCCUACUGCUUACCAUCAGCCCAUUCCAGCCAUACCACCUCCAUGUGACAAGUUUGACACCUGUCACCCAGUGGCCAGUGACUGUCCCUCUCGAUAGCUUCAGGAGUCCAAAGUCCAAACCACUCUGGCCUGUGCAGCUCCCGCAUAGAUGAAUUAGUGAGUGGGGGGCACGCCAGGGAGCCCCUGGGUGUCAGGAAGAGAUUCAAUCUGGACCCUUCCCCACAUAGCAGGCUCAGAGUAACCCCCUGUCCCCUUCCCCCAGAGGCUCUGCCCCCUCCCUCCUUGGCCACCAGAUCCAUGUCCUACCUCACCACCACCCCCACCCACACUGCUCCAGGCCAGCCGGCCAAGGGGAUGGUCUGUUGAGGGAGGGUACUGUUGACACCAGCUCUGGCCAAUGGUCAAACUGUCCUGAGGGGUGGCUGGGGGCAGAGUCCGGCUCCAUCGAUCAGCUCCAGGCAGAGGAUCUGGGACAUGAUUAAGGCCCAGAUUGGGCCCAGAGGGGUCUACCUCAGGUGGGGUCACAAGCAAACCCAGGUAACCGUCUCGUCCCUGCCAGCAACUUCCCACACCUUUCCGUUCAGGGCCCACUGCCCAGCAGGAAAAACUGAGGGCCAUGUCCAAAUUUUGUCAGGGACAGAGACCCAUGUCCCUAUAUCCCUGCUCCCAGUUCCUCAUCAAGGCCUGAGUCCUUGCUGAUGCCUGUAAGCGGGGACCUACACUGCAGUCAAGGACAGGGCCUUCCAACUCUCCAGUCCAGAGCAUGGUCCCCACUCCCCUUGGGUGGAUACACAGACUCAGUAAUAAACCUUUGCAUCAGG
Ailuropoda melanoleuca (giant panda) is the source of this 4550-nucleotide messenger RNA. It is a transcript of the gene GNAT1, whose product is annotated as G protein subunit alpha transducin 1. The record is from RefSeq and is a predicted model, not a curated record. Gene Ontology annotation, biological process: adenylate cyclase-modulating G protein-coupled receptor signaling pathway; detection of light stimulus involved in visual perception; phototransduction, visible light. NCBI's taxonomy places the organism in Eukaryota, Metazoa, Chordata, Mammalia, Carnivora, Ursidae. The coding region runs from base 2244 to 3296 and encodes 350 amino acids. The transcript is spliced from 9 exons. Gene Ontology annotation, cellular component: cytoplasm; heterotrimeric G-protein complex. Gene Ontology annotation, molecular function: GTP binding; GTPase activity; G protein-coupled receptor binding.